UGGAAUAGACAUCCCGAUCAAAGAGCGAAGAAUUCAUUGGCAUAAAACUUGAAGAUCGGUCAAAAGUUGAGAGUCAAAAACAUGUCGCAACUUAUCACAAGAGAAGGCAAAAAAUCAGACUGUCCUUCCAUCUACAAAUUAGUGCAGGAGACAGCACAGUGCAAUAAAAUACCAGUUGACCCCAAUCUAACACCUGAAGGACUGGAAGAAAUUGGCUUUGGUCCUUCUCCUGGUUUUUAUUCCAUUGUUGCGGAGAGAGAUGACUCUUUGGUGGGAUACGCACUCUACUAUCACACUUACUCAACAUGGGAAGGACGCUCUGUGUGCAUGGAGGACUUGUUCGUCACUGGGACAGAAAAUUACAAUGAUGUUGCAACUGCCAUGUGGAAGAAAUUAGUGGAGGUUGCUCUUGUGGCAGGCUGUGGGAGGUGUAACAUAACAGCAUUGCAAGAUAAAAAAGAAAUGUUAAAUUUCUAUGAAUGUCAUAAAGCUAUAAACUUGACUAAGAGCGAAGCUUGGCACUUCUUUAGAAUGAACCAGGAUUCCAUGGCAAAUUUUGUCAAAGGAAGCAAAGUGCCAGAAGGAAUCACAAUAAGGGAAGCCACUUCAUCAGACUGCAUUGGUAUCAGGAAACAGAUCCAGGACUUGGCUGAUUAUGAAAAGAUGCCCGAAGGCCCACAGAUAGAUGCUGAAGUGCUGAAAAUUGAUGGAUUUGGAAAACAAGUGUUUUAUAAGGCCUGUGUAGCAGAGGAGCAAGGAGAGAUGGUAGGCUACACACUCUAUUUCUUCACCUUCAACUGGGAGGGACGAGGAGUCUACAUGGAGGAUCUGUAUGUGUCACCCUCACACCGAGGGAAAGGGAUUGGCAUGGCACUCUGGAGGAGAGUGAUCCAGGAUGGCAUGGCACUGCAAGGGAUCCGAUGUGACUUUGCCGUGCUCAAUUGGAAUCUUCCAAGCAUUGAGUUCUACAAAAGCAAAGGGGCAGCAGAUAUGACUGAGCAGAAAGGCUUCUUGUUUUAUAGGAUGAGAAAGGAAGAAAUGGAAGCGUUUGUCAAGAAAUGAUUUUUAUUCCUGCUUUUAGAUUGCUUUUUUCUAAUAAGGCAUAUACAUUUUUUGAUCUUGAGUGAGACUGUGGUAAUGAUUUUUUUUAUUAAAGGGAAUUUUUUUUACUAUUUUAUUAUUCAUUUGAUAUUGAUGGAUUUUUUUUUCUUCUCCAAAUUUUAUAUUCUUGCAUUACAGUAAUCUAAAAAUUAUAUGCCUAUAAACUGAUUAAAUAAUUAUUUUUGAUUUGAAAAUAGUAUUCAGAAAUUUACAUUAGUCUUUCAUAGAAAUGUAUUUUUUAUUUUAGUACAAAGUAAAGAAUAUUAAUUUUUUUUAAAAUAGUUAUCAUAUAUUUUGCUAGAUUAUUAGUGUUAUUGUUGUUGUUAUAUAUGUAUGUGCAUAUAGAUAGAAUUUUGUCUUAGGUUGAGACUAUGAGAAUGAUUUAUUUUGUUAAAGGAAAAUGUUUAGUUUAUUUUGAUGUUAAUGAAUUUUUUUCUUACCAAAUUUGAUGUUCCUUUAUUACAGUAAUCUAAAAUACCUCUAAACUGAUUGAAUGAUUAUUUUUUCACUUGAAAAUAGUAUUAUUAACAAGCACUCAGAAAUUUACAUUAGUCUUUUUUAUAAAUAUAUAUUUUUUAUUUUAGUACAAAGUAAAGCAUAUUAAAAUAUUUACAGUUUUUAUAGUUGUCAUAUUUGUUGUUAGGUUAUUAUUGUUAUUCCAAUGAUAACUGUUAUUAUUAUUAUCAUUGCUAUUAUUAUUAUUAAUAUUAUUAUUAUUAUUAUUAUUAUCACUACUACUACUACUCAAUAUAUUGUUAUUAUUAUUAUUAAUAAUUUUAAUCCACUAAUGCUGGGAUGGCAAAAAUACAUAACAUACCCCCUUUGUUAUUUUUGUAUUGACUUUCUUUACACAAAAUGCAGAAACUUAUCACCAAGGAGUGAAUUAAAAGUCACACCUAUCUGAACCAUUUAUCCUUUUUCAUUGAUUUUUGGAGAGAUUAUUUUAAGUUUAGGAAUGAUAUCCAUAACAUUAUGAUAACCACAAUAUCAAUAAUAGUAAUAACUUUGGUGUUUAAUGUCAUGUAAAAAAAUAUUAUUUUCUAAAAACUCAAGGAAAAGGAAAAUGUAGACAUACUAUGAUAGAAAAACCCACAAUACAUGAACUAGAUUUAUUGAAAAUGAGACAAAAGUUUUGAAAUCCAACUGGUUUUUACCUUCAGACCAUAGGAUCAACAUGGAAGAGUGUUUUACCAUGUAAGCAUACUAAUUGAUUCCUUUAGUGGAUGAGCACUCGUGGAGUCAUGUCUGUGCAAAAUUUACAAAAGAAAACUGUAGUCAGCAGUACCUAAACCUAACAGCAGUUGGUUAACGUUAUUAUUAUUACUUUUGUUAUUAAUAUAUAUUCUUAUAGUCAUCAUCAUUAUUAUAAUUUUAUUAUUAUUACUAUUAUUAUAAUUUUAUUAUUAUUAUUGUAAUUAUUGUUAUUGUUGCUGUAGUUAUAGAGUUAUUUAUCUUACUCAUAUUUAUAUUGACUUCUUCCUAUCUGUAUUCAAGUGUUUACAAGAAAGAGUUCAUAAUUUUUAUAAGAAAGGAAACUAAAUCAUUAUAAAUAAAGUAAUAUUGUAAAUAAUGAUACAGGAAAGAUAUCAAAAGAAAGUGGAGUUUUCAGUUUUAGUGUAGUCCUUUGUGGAAAGUGGUAAGGUAUGGUAGUCAAAUUCAGUGCCAAGAAGUUUUGCUUGGUUCAUUUAUUAAUUGUGACAAGAGUAUAAUGAAUGAUUUGGCUUGGGAUGCGCAAUAUUUAUUUGCUGGACCCGUGUUAGGUUCAGCCAAUCAGCAGCACUGCAGUGAGAGAGAACUUGAGGUGCGCACUCCAGUAAGGAAAGGGCUAUCAUGCAGAGAGCAGUAAUGCUGCCACCACAGCUUCAUCCACAGUCUGUUGAAAUGUAUGCUGUGUUUGAGACUUGUUUUAGUGAGAGAAUGUAAAGGCUGUGACAGAAGGAAAUUUCAGAAAGAAGAUUAAAUCAUAAUAAAACAAGUCUAUUUUG
Messenger RNA from Penaeus monodon (black tiger shrimp), 3086 nucleotides. Its product is annotated as spermidine/spermine N(1)-acetyltransferase-like protein 1. The transcript has 7 exons. Gene Ontology annotation, molecular function: N-acetyltransferase activity. The record is from RefSeq and is a predicted model, not a curated record. Lineage: Eukaryota; Metazoa; Arthropoda; Malacostraca; Decapoda; Penaeidae. Bases 82 to 1062 code for a protein of 326 amino acids.